Molecule: messenger RNA, 990 nt
Organism: Carica papaya (papaya)
Lineage: Eukaryota; Viridiplantae; Streptophyta; Magnoliopsida; Brassicales; Caricaceae
Source: RefSeq, a predicted model, not a curated record
AUGCUUCCAGGUUUUCCAAAUUCUUUUGUGAGCGAUGAUGACUUCAAGUUGUUCCAUUCAAUUGAUCGAGAGUUGUAUUCCCUUCUGGUAAUUACUUUUUCCAGAGAUCCAAUGGAGUGCAUGCAAAUUAUGGCUCUGUGGCUUUGGUUAGAGAGAGCAGGAUUCAGUAACAUUAUACACAAAAUGUUAUCUUUACCAUCCACACUGAUAAAUGAGCUUGCAGAUGAAGCACUCAUAUGUCUCAACUACAUUAACAAUGGCCAGAUUAUAGAGGGUGGUACUGAUAUUCCUCUAAUGCAAAGCUUGGUGAAGAAAGAAAUCUCUCUCCAAACUUUCAUAGAAAAUAGACUGAAUGCAACUCAAGGGGUUACCAAAGUAAUGAACGAAGUAUGUACUAGAGCACUAUCAGACAUCAUGCAGAUGGUUGUGGAGAGAAACGCAACUCAAAGUAUUGCAAAUUGUGAGACACUAAUGGCAAAUCUCAAUAUUUCCACACGACAACCAGCUCCACAACGAGCACUACUAGCAAUACCACCAAUAGUGCCACAAUCUAGUUAUAUUCCUACAGGAUUAUUUGGAAAUAUGCCAGCUGAUUUGGGAUUUGUUCAAGCCUCAGAGGUAAUUCCAGAAGUACCAGCUGAAGAUAGGACUAUGUUUCUUACGUUCUCAAAAGGUUAUCCUGUAUCGGAAAAGGAGGUUCGAGAUUUCUUUGCUAAAAGUUAUGGAGAUUGCAUUGAGUCAUUGUACAUGCAGGAAGUACGCCCCAAUGAACAAUCAUUAUUUGCUCGUCUUGUUUUUCGGACUCCAUCAACCAUCGGUUUUAUUCUAAGUGGAAUGACCAAAGCAAAAUUUACCAUCAAUGGUAAGCAUGUAUGGGCUCGAAAGUUUGUGCCAAAACGACCUCGACCUCCGCCGACUCCGCUGCCAGCACCACCGCCACUCGCAAUCUUGCCUCGGCCACCACCGCCGCCACCACCACCACCAUAUUGA